Messenger RNA from Penicillium diatomitis, 2295 nucleotides. Its product is annotated as Zn(II)2Cys6 transcription factor. Lineage: Eukaryota; Fungi; Ascomycota; Eurotiomycetes; Eurotiales; Aspergillaceae. The record is from RefSeq and is a predicted model, not a curated record. Gene Ontology annotation, cellular component: nucleus. The transcript has 4 exons. Gene Ontology annotation, biological process: regulation of transcription by RNA polymerase II; DNA-templated transcription. Gene Ontology annotation, molecular function: RNA polymerase II cis-regulatory region sequence-specific DNA binding; DNA-binding transcription activator activity, RNA polymerase II-specific; zinc ion binding. The coding region runs from base 1 to 2295 and encodes 764 amino acids.
AUGGAGCAUACGGUGCCGCGUAAACGACCGCGACCGCGACCAGUAGUCUCGUGUCUGCGUUGUCGAGAGAAAAAGUUAAAGUGCGACCGUACAUGCCCCUGUCAGAACUGCAUCAAAGCGGGUUGCCGCGAGGAAUGCGCGUACAAUACACGCAUGCACGCAGACGAGUCUCAAGGGUCCAACCCCCGGAGGCUACGAGUUCCAAGCGAUGUAGACAACAUCAACUCGAGACCUACAUCACACCAUGAAGUAGGUGUAGUUGAGGAUUUGCAGCAGCGCGUGACUAGAUUGGAAGAACUGCUUGCUGUGCGGUCUGAUGCCAGCGAUCCGAGGCCAAUAUGUGCAACGCACACUGGUGUAUCACGAGUCCACCAUAAUUCUGCGUUUCUCGCGCUGCCUUAUCCAGGCACCCUAGCGGUAAAAGGCUCCCGUUCUCGUUAUCACGGAGAGAAUAGCCGUAUCUCGCUUCUAAAUCAGUUCCCGGAUGCGAAAGAAUUCAUCAACCGAUGCACCGAGGAUGCCGAGCUCGUCGGACUCGCGCGAGAGGUUCAAUCUCUUCAGGCAAGAUCAACGGCUCCAGUCGCAUCGCCAGACUCACUUCCAGAGUCGGCAGGACUCCCUGAGCUGCACUAUCUUGGCCGCCGGCUUCCUCCCAAAUCCACGUGUGACAAGAUGUUGCGAGUCUAUACCACUCUUUUUGAGGGCAUAUUGCGAGUCAUUCACCGUCCGUCGUUCCACCGCCAGUACCAGAAGUUUUGGGAUCACUAUGAACAGCAAAAUUGCUCUGAAUUUGUACCUCUGUUGACAGCUGUAUUGGCUGCUGCUGCUCUGUUCAACCCAGAUGCAUUCACGUCUGAAGAAUACUCGGCUCGAGAAUACUUCACUCACGAGGCCACCAGGGCGCUGCACGCCUGGGUAAAUCAGAUAUCACGAAAACAGCGAAAUGACUUGGCAACCUUACAGGUCGAGACACUAGUACUUCUGUCUGAAUAUCUUCAAUUGACGCCUGUGGACGAGAUGUGGCAAGCAAGCGGAUCCCUGGUGCGUUCGGGCAUGACGAUGGGGCUACAUGUCGAUCUCUCUCGCUUUACCAAACUAUCCUUCUAUCAGAAAGAAUGUCGCCGUCGAUUAUGGGUCACUAUAUUGGAGCUAGACCUGCAGAUCUCUAUCGUAUCGGGAAUGCCGAUGAUGGCGCCAGAGAUGGAUCUCGGCCCUCUGACGCCGCUGAACCUGAACGAUACUGAUUUUGACGAGUCAACCUCGGAGCCACCAGUCGCUGCAGAAAUUGAGGAAGAGACGGAUUCACUUGCGCAGGUUACGCUUGCGACAUCGUUGGCUCAUCGUAUGAAGAUGAUGAGACUGGCACAGUACACAAGCGCACGCGAUAGCCUCGGCGAACGCAUUGAGCUUAGCACAAAACUGGAAGAGUAUCUGACUCGCAUGCCGCACCAACUAAAGCCCGGCAAUGAGAAGUCUACUACUCGCCCUGCGUCUAUCAUGAGCAACGUUCUUCUCGACGUCUUCAUUCGUCGUCCACUCUUGCACCUUCUUCGUCCCUGUUUAUCUGCGGUGACGAACGCCGGUCUUGAUGAGCCUUCUUUCCUUUUGAUUCGCCGUGCCUGUCUUUAUUCCUCGUUAGCGAUCAUCUCGUAUCAAGAUUACUUCGACCCUCUCUAUGCCGAAUCGGACACGCAAGAUGUGAUUUCUUGCUGGAAUUUUUUCUAUUCACAUUGUCAUAACGAUCUCUUGUGGUCCGUACUUAGUCUGUGCGAAUUCUUGAGAACGCAAAAUCACACAUCCACGGUGUCUUCCUCUUUGAACAACACCGUUGACUCGGGCAGGGGUGAUGGUCAAGUCCCAAGCAAGGCCAGCUUGAUCCGUCUACUGGACGGCACCUUGGAUACUUUCAUACGACAGUCGCAUCGACGAGGCAGCAAUGUUAAGGACAUUCUGCUGCUGACUGCUGUUAUACAGUCCAUUCGAAGUCGCGCACCGACUGAGCAAAGGCAGCAACGAAUGCUGCAAGGUGCCAAGGACACAAUGGUCGCUUGUCGCCGAAAUCUAGUCUCCAUGGCUUCUCUACGUACCAAUUCUGGUAACAUUGGGGCCGAAGAGCAAAUCAGCCCACACGAGAAUUUACCCAACUUUGCCGGGAUCUCAGCGUACAGUCUUUCAACCCCACACCCGCAGAAUUCCGACUUCACACAAGUGCCACUAGAGUCGACGGCGAAUUUUGAAGAUCUCGUAUCGGACUUGUUCUCAUUUGACGACAGCUCGUUCAUGUGGAAUUUGUGA